AUGGCCGACAACUCAGACCAGUACUCCAGCGCUGCCUCCAAUGGCAAUGGCAAUCGGACUGGCCGCAAGCCCAACUCCCGUCCUCACAGCCGCAAUGAGCCUCGCCGGGACAGUUCAACCAGUAACAAGAAACCGUCCAAUGGUCCCUCCACCACCACCGGCGAUCGCGACUCGCCGCCAGGCCAAAACAACCAGCGCCGCAGCAGCGUCCAACGAGUUGGCAACCCUGCCGGUGGCCGCAAGCCUAACGAUCCUCCUGCCCCGCAAGCUCGCCGGGCUUCGGAUGUUGGCCCAUCUCUAGGCAAUGACAACACGCUCAGUGGCAGCAUGCAUGCCCCGAAAGGUCGCGCGCAAUCGGGAGGUCAACGAAAACCUAGUCUCGACAAGAACGCCGGAUCUAAGAGCACGCUCAACCCCAACGCGGGUGGUUUUCAACCUGGUGCCUUGUCUUCAAUUAUGGAUGUCGACGCCGAGGUUUUGAUUACACCUACUCCAGGCCAAACCCAGUUUAACCACGAGGCAUUGCAACGUCCUCCCGCCAACUUCCCGGGAGGUUUCGUCGGUGAGCUCCCCGACAAUGCUGGGGCGUUCGGUCGCCUCCCCGGGAUGAACAACGCUAGAGGAUUCGCCUUCCCGGGCGGAAACAAUCUCGCCAACAAUCAAUUGGCCCAACAAAUAUUGCAACAGCAGCAACAAAUGCAGUUCCUCAACAACAAUUUCUCCGGACCUGGCUCUCUUGGUGGUCUUAAUGAUCUCCAGGCUACCGUGCAGCAACAAGCGAUGCAAGUUGUCCAGAUGCAAGCAGCUCUGCAGGCCGCCCAAGCCCAAGCUCCACAUGUCACUGCGCCCCGGUUUAGCAACAUAGAUGUCAUGUCUCCCAUGUCCGAGUCGCUACAGAUCCAACAGCAACUUGAAAUGUUACGCCAUCAGCAGGAGGCCCUCAUGAACCGCUUUGGCGACCUUCAAACCGGCCCACCAGCCGAUCGCUCUCAUUCCAUCCAUCGACGUGGUCAAAGUGCACAAGUAGGCAGCGGCCAGAGCAAUGGCGGUAACGCGUUUGGAGCUAUGGGGCGAUUCGGACUCGAUGGCGCGAGCUCUUUCAGCCAAGCUCUCGGGGCCAACGAUGCUAAUUCUAUGGCCAAUGGAGGCUCUGCGAAUCCGAAGGGUCAUGGUCGCCGUCACAGUGUCCAAGUAAGCUCCAACACCGGUGCCAAUAAUCAACAACAAUUGGGAUUCCCCGGGCAGAACUUCCAGUUCCCAGCUUCCGUUCCCAGCUCCGCCUUCAGCAACUACCUUGCUAACCCUGUCGGUAGCGAUCUGGACUUCGGCAUGGGUAACGGCUUUUCCAACAAUGGCUCUGGCGCUCAAGGCCACCGUCGUGGGCACAGUAAAGCUAGCAGCAUCUCCAACAUUGGUGGAUUCAACAUGGAUUUUGGCGCCCAGGCUUCCACCGAUCUCAAUCAAGCUCAGAUGCAAUUGCAACAACUCGCCCAAUUCCGAGCAGCUUCGGGUCACACACGUGUCCCAUCAUUCGGCUUCCAAAACCCGAUGAAUCUGGGACCUGGUCAGACGCAAGUCGGGCAAGGCAAUCAACAAAUGCGCAAGUCGUUAUUUGCGCCGUACUUGCCCCAAGCGUCUAUCCCUCCCUUGUUGGCUGCCGGUAAACUCGUCAUUGGUGUCUUGCGCGUCAACAAGCGCAACCGAUCUGAUGCGUAUGUCGCCACCGAUUCACUGGACUCGGACAUCUACAUCUGUGGCUCCAAAGAUCGGAACCGUGCUCUCGAGGGCGACGUUGUGGCGGUUGAACUUCUUGACGUUGAUGAAGUCUGGGGUACGAAGAAGGAGAAGGAGGAGAAGAAGCGCAAGAAAGAAGAAAAUCAAGCAUUUGAUUCUCGCGUUCCUCAAAAUAACCGCCGUGAAGACAAGAAGCGGGAUGAUGUCGAGGUGGAAGGGCAGGGACUCACUCUUUUCGAAGAGGAGGAAGUCAACGACGAACAAAGGCCCAACUUCGCUGGCCACAUCGUCGCUGUUGUCGAACGCAUGCCCGGUCAGCUCUUCAGCGGUACCUUGGGAUUGCUCCGCCCUUCAUCCGCCGCAACCAAAGAAAAGCAGGAAGCUGAACGGCGCGAACGUGAGGGGGUUGACUUGCGUGGCGGUCAACGCGAAGAACAACGUCCCAAGAUCGUCUGGCACCGACCUACCGACAAGCGAGUUCCUUUGAUUGCUAUCCCGGUCGACCAAGCGCCUGCCGACUUCUUGGCGGAUCCCAACAAGUACUUGUCUACGCUUUUCAUUGCUGGUAUUAAGCGAUGGCCCAUCACUUCUCUGCACCCUUUCGGUACCUUAGUCGAGGAGCUUGGCCCCAUUGGUGACAUUGAGGUUGAAACCAAUGCUCUACUCAAAGACUGUAACUUCACUUCGGAGGAAUUCUCCGAGAAUGUUGUCAAGUGCUUGCCGCCGUUGCCGUGGACCAUCCCCGAACGCGAAUACGAGGUGCGUCGUGACUUCAGGAACCAGGUCGUUUUCACAAUCGAUGGCGCGACCGCUCGAGACUUGGAUGAUGCCUUACACAUCUCAAUGAAUGAAGACGGAAGCCUUGAAGUAGGGGUGCACAUUGCAGACGUCACUUACUUUGUCAAGCCAGGAACCGCGUUGGAUCGCGAAGCUCGCAAGAGAGCGACUACCGUCUACCUGGUUCAACGAGCUGUUCCCAUGCUCCCUCCGACUCUUUCCGAGCACUUGUGCUCUUUGUCACCCGGUCAAGAUAAGUUGACAUUCAGUGCCGUGUUCAAGAUGACCCCGCAGGGCAGAGUGAUCGACACAUGGUUUGGAAAGUCAAUCAUUUGCUCGAGUGCCAAGUUGACCUACGAUUCGGUCCAGCAAGUUCUCACCGAUAACUCGUCCACUCCUGAGAUGAAGGUUGAGAAGGAGGGCGUCGCGGUCAAUCAAAUUUACGAUUCCCUGCGGGCCUUGGGCCAACUUUCUCGUCAAAUGCGUGCUCGCAGAUUUGAAGAAGGCUGUCUCCGCAUUGACAACAUCCGACUAGACAUCAAGCUCGACGCGGAAGGCCUGCCUGAGGAUUGCUCGGUCGUUCUUGGCGACGAAGCCAAGCAACUGGUUGAGGAAUUCAUGUUGUUGGCGAACUCGGCCGUGGCUAAGAAGAUUGCAGCCGGCUUACCUGAGCAGGCAAUGCUCCGACGUCACGAAGCUCCGAUCGACCGAAGGUUGGAAGGAUUUGCCAAGAGGGCUGCCAAGAUGGGCUUUGAAAUCGACACAUCCAGUGCUGGCGCCUUGAUGAAAUCUAUCAAAUCAAUGGAACAGGCUGGCAAGGCUCCCCACUUUGUGCUCCAAUUGUUGUCGACCAAAGCGAUGGUUAAAGCCAAAUACUUUUGCGGUGGCGCCUUGGACAUUGCGAAAUGGUCGCAUUAUGCCUUGAAUCUCCCCGUUUACACUCAUUUCACCUCACCGAUCCGUCGUUUUGCAGAUGUGAUGGUCCACCGUCAAUUGGAGGCCGUAUUGAGUACCUCUUGUGAUGUCAAGUUCACUAUGGAUCCCGACUCCAUCAGCAAAUGCGCCCAAUUCUGCAACAUCAAGAAGCACGCUGCGCGUCUUGCCGAGGAACAAUCUCAGCACUUGUUCCUUUGUGUGCUCAUUGCGGACCUGACAGCCAAGUACGGACCCGUCAUUCGAUCUGCCAACGUCAUUGGGGUCUGGGACGAGGCCUUCGAUGUUGCCGUUCCGGACUUCGGGAUCGAAAAGCGUGUGCAUGUCGAUCAAAUGCCGAUAGAUAAUCACGUGCAUGAUGAACAUGCCAACACCUUGAAGCUCUACUGGCAGCAAGGCGUCGAUGUCGUUUCUCACUUGUCUGAACACUCAACCGAUGCCCACUGGCACUCUAUUCGCCACCAUGCUGAAAGGCAUGCGAAGUUGAUGGAGGCCUCCUCUCAGUCUGUGCAAGCGGAAAGUGCAUUAUUUGAAGACGACGAAGACGAUGUCGUUCAGCAUCCAUUCAAAGGACCUGGCAAGACAGGCGAGCUAACCGAGCGAGAAAAGCAGAGCGCGCAACGUUUGAAGAGCGCUGAGAUGGCCCGUGCCAAAGGAAAACUUGAAUUACAAUGGGAAGGCGUCGAAAAGAUUGAAGCAGCCCCCGGUGUAACUCAUUGCGUCCAGACCGUCAAGGAGCUUCAAACCGUGCCCGUCAUUAUCACUGCUGAUACUACCAAGAGUCCUCCCGUGUUGAAGAUCUUUGCCGUCAACCCAUUUGCAUGA
This is a messenger RNA of Puccinia triticina, 4269 nucleotides long. RefSeq lists its product as uncharacterized. The transcript is spliced from 7 exons. The record is from RefSeq and is a predicted model, not a curated record. The coding region runs from base 1 to 4269 and encodes 1422 amino acids. Gene Ontology annotation, molecular function: RNA binding; 3'-5'-RNA exonuclease activity. Gene Ontology annotation, cellular component: P-body; exosome (RNase complex). NCBI's taxonomy places the organism in Eukaryota, Fungi, Basidiomycota, Pucciniomycetes, Pucciniales, Pucciniaceae.